AUGCUGACGACAUUCGCCGGAACCCUAAGCUGCCCGGUAGCCACGGGACACAUAUUUCACAUACGCGCCAAAUCCAUCGACGAUGCUGAAAGAAUCGAUAUCGGGUUUCAAGCAGACAAAACCAAUGAGUCCGACACCUUGCUGCACCUAUCAAUACGGUACGAAGAUCAACGAAUUGUGCGUAAUGCCCGGUUGGGCGGCCAGUGGCAACAACCGGAGCAACACUGCGAUCCAUCCUCAAAAGUGCUACAAAGAAUCGUCACCGGCAAAGUGUUUACCGUGUACAUCCUAGUCGGCGAUCAGCAGUUCCACAUUGCCUUCGAGGGUAGCCACAUUUGCUCUUUCCCCAUCAAAGGUUCGUUGGAGGCGAUCAAAUCGAUCACGGUUACGAAAGACGUUCAUCAGGUGCUGUGCGUUGACCAUCGGCAAUCGUUCCCGUUUCCUUUCCCGGCACUGCAGGCCGAGGAUAGUACGUACUACUUUUCCAACGAUGUACCCAAACCAUUCCUCCCAGGACAUAUCAUCAUCGUAACUGCUAUCCCGUUCGGGAAUCCACGCGGUGGCUUUAUCCUGAAGUUCAACGAGAACGGUAGCAAAAAGCAGGCGCUUCACUUUAAUCCACGCUUCGAUCCGCACUACGUCGUCGUGCGUAACUCGCACGCAUCCGAGGCUCUCGACUUCCGGCAGGAAGAGCGAUCCGGUGGAUUUCCCUUCAUUAUCGAUCAACAGUUUAAGCUAGCGAUUGGGCUAGCGGAGCAGGAGUUUAAGUUUGCCAUCAACGGUAGCAAGUUUGAGACGUACACCUACAAAAACCACCGCCAGCUGGACGUACUGAACGGGUUCCGCAUCGAGUGUACGAACGGGUUACAGCUGGAGGUAACUGCUGUCGACCAUUACUAUUCCGGCCUACCGAACUGUGACGGAUUUGAGGAAUAUUCCGAUCCGGACGUGGACAUUGUGUAG
Anopheles maculipalpis is the source of this 963-nucleotide messenger RNA. Its product is annotated as 32 kDa beta-galactoside-binding lectin lec-3-like. Lineage: Eukaryota; Metazoa; Arthropoda; Insecta; Diptera; Culicidae. Gene Ontology annotation, molecular function: carbohydrate binding; galactoside binding. The coding region runs from base 1 to 963 and encodes 320 amino acids. The record is from RefSeq and is a predicted model, not a curated record. The transcript has 5 exons.